Loa loa (African eye worm) is the source of this 2227-nucleotide messenger RNA. RefSeq lists its product as hypothetical. Gene Ontology annotation, molecular function: protein binding. The coding region runs from base 1 to 1755 and encodes 584 amino acids. The transcript has 9 exons. The record is from RefSeq and is a predicted model, not a curated record. NCBI's taxonomy places the organism in Eukaryota, Metazoa, Nematoda, Chromadorea, Rhabditida, Onchocercidae.
AUGCAUUCAUUGCGAUCCAGGGUCAUCAAACUGUGCAAGACAGUAUUUAUUGAUCCGGAGUGGGGCCGCCGAAUUCUGGAUAGAGUCUGGAAAAGCUGUUAUUAUUCGGUCAUAUGCCGAAUACGAAGAGCUGCUCUGAGUGUGGAACAGAAGAAUUGGACAGAAUUGCUGAUUUCAACAUUUGUAAAAGAAUUAUGCGUUUUCGCCAAUGACUUUCCACAUUUACGUGCAACAGCAUGCCUGUACAUCGGUGAUCUGCGGCGCUAUGCAUGGCUGAUCUACGGGGUGGAGAAAUACAGAAAUUUGGCACUGCUUUGUUACCGGAAAUCGGCUAAAUUAGAUGAAGAGAAUGGAAUUGCGUUGAAUCAACUUGGUCUGCUCAUUCAGGAAGCCAGUCCAACUUGUGCCUUGCUAUAUUUUCUGCUGGCUAAUAAUGCACAACUGCCUUUUGACGGUGCCUAUACAAAUGUCAUUAGUUUGUUAAAACAGCAAAGAGAGCAAAAGAAGGAAGAUCCUACGGUAGCCAUUCUUGAGCAUUGCUUCACUUGUUUCAGGCAGUCAUAUUUUGAGGAACUCUCGACAAAGUUAUUGGAGUACAUGAUAUCGCAGUUAGAAACUCGACAUGCAUUUCAUGUUGCUUUGUCAAUUAAUAUUAUCGUCCUAGCAGCUACUGCUUUGUUAAAAAAAGGGAAAGAAAUAGAAUUGCGAUCCCUAAGCAAGUUGUUCUUUCGAAUUUCGGAAGUUACAAUUCGGAACCUGGAAGAAUGGUAUGCAGCAGAAACUGAAGCAGCUGAUUUACGAAGACGCCGAGCUUCGUCUUCUGAUGGAAGUGUGGAAGGGGCUGAAAUAGAGGACAGAGAGGAAAGACAUUGCUCGCGGUCCUCAUCACUGGAAAAAGAUGUGAUUUCGGAGGAUGAAGAAACAUUAGUUGAAACAGACGAAUUAUCUCUCUGUAAACGAAAUCAUGAAACACAACAUAGAAUCCAAACACUUCUUGUUGCUUUACUUCAUGCAGCAACUUCUUUAGCUCCGCAUGUGUAUAACGACAAAGUACCAUCAGCACUUCACUGUCAGUAUGAAGAUUUUUGUCAACAGUUGAUCCAAUUUUUAAAUCUUCUGGAACUGCAUUUGGAGGGCAAAUCAGAGAACUUGUGGCAGCUCGGUAGCCUAACUCCGUGGUUCUUACUGCCACGAUUUUUGCAAACUUUUGUUUAUUCUUCGCAUACUCCUGUUGAAUUCGAUGAAUUCUUUGUAUAUACUCCGAAGAAUUCGAUGAAAGAAAAUAAAAUGAAAAAUAUGGCAAAACUUUGGCUCGCGCAUGACACCGAAAAGGAGCACAUACGAACAUCUUUACCAUUAUAUGUUGUUCCGCAAGAGGAUGUUUUACUGCAGCAAUUGGAAGUUAUGAAAAAGAUCCUAAACAAAGAUAAACUUUUAGUAGCUAUAGCAGAAGGUACAUUUCGAAGUUUGGAUAUGAAAAAAGGUAAACCAGAGGUGCGGAAAGCGUUACGUUGGAUCAAUGCGCAUAUAUCGAAAGAUAAUGGCCGUCUACGAAUUAUACCGAGUUCGACACCUGAAAAGUGUGCGGAAAAGUUAUCAGCACAAGCACCGACCACAUCCACUGUAUUCGUUACGAUGCUGACAUUAUUGCAGGUGGAAGCUAAUUCAGUUAUCAAACCGAUAAUGGUGGAAAAUGUUGAAGAUUUUUGUGCUCGAUAUGACAAAGCUGAGAAGGAUUUCUUGCUGUGCCACUGAUACGUGUACUGAAUGAAUGAUGGUCGCAAAAUAGUUAAGGAUGAAAUGAAUUGUGCUGCUGUAAGUUACGUUGAAAGCACAAAUUUUCACUGAUCGGGAACUCAUUGUUGCGAUACGGUGUUCUAAGGUCAAAAGUGCUAUUGGCAACUGAUGGUUAAGUUCACGUCGAAUCUUUGACCACGAAACAUUUAAGCUUAAGCAAAAUUUAAGCGAAGAAAUGGUGUAUAGUAUCACUGGUGAAUUUAUGGAUAGUAGGACAAAUCAAUGCUAUGGUCUAAUGUCAAGUUUAAAGAGUGAUCCAAAUUGUGUCAUGUCUUGGUGGUUGUAAUUCUACCCAAUUGACAACCGUUAACAUAUUAUAGAGCUCUCCAGAUCCAAAUCACUGAAAUUUGGAAAUUACGAAAUUGUCUUCCUGUUUUUUUAAAAUUAUUCUUGAUGGAAAUUAAUGUCUGUUUUCAUCACGUUGUGCACA